Messenger RNA from Aspergillus terreus NIH2624, 1191 nucleotides. RefSeq lists its product as uncharacterized. Bases 1 to 1191 code for a protein of 396 amino acids. The transcript is spliced from 3 exons. Lineage: Eukaryota; Fungi; Ascomycota; Eurotiomycetes; Eurotiales; Aspergillaceae. The record is from RefSeq and is a predicted model, not a curated record.
AUGCCCUCACAGCUUAUGUUCGAUGCCAUGUGCUGCGCCUUGCGACCAUAUCCCAUGCUCUCUGCGCUCGAAUACUGCCAGCAUUGCGCAUCGGAAAGCAUCAAGGACAGUGUGGUGGACUUCAUCCUGGGUGAACAGUACCGCACGGUGGACUUGACAGAGAACCCAUGUAUUUUCCCCGAGUGUGGGCACUUUUUGACCAUCGAGAGUAUGGAUGGUCAAAUGGGCAUCGGAAACCAUUAUGUUUUGGAUGACAAAGGAAGGCCAGUUUUAAUCGCUUCAUCCUCGCAGCCCUUCUUAAUUGACGACAUUCGCACAUGUGCUAUCUGUCGAGGUUCCCUGCGCAAUGUGUCACGUUACGGAAGACUUGUGAGACGCGCGUUGCUAGAUGAGGCAACGAAGAGAUUCAUCUUGUACCUGAAUCAGGUGAGCAGCGUGGAGGUGAAUGAGCAACCUUUCAACCGAGUCCGCGCCUUGGUCGAAGAUGCGCGCAGACGAAAAAAGACGGCCGGACAGUUCGACUUCGACUCAGGUGUCCUCCAAACAAAAGGCCACCUCCAAGCUACGGCUCUCUUGUUGCGCCUAGACACGGCUCUGCUUGCCGACUUCCUUUCCCUGCACAGACUAGUGCGACCCAUCACCCAUCUAGUCGAGCUACACGUCAACCUAACAGAAUACAAGAGGGAAAGCCAACGUCUCAUUACUACCGCAGAAAGCUCCCGCCGGAUCUUACAACAAGCCGAGGGGAAUAUCUUCCUCGCCCAGUUCUGCGCACUCGAGCGCCAAAAUUCGUCAGAGCCGGCUAGAGCAGAGACUCUACUGCAAGAAGGGACUGCCGCAAUUGAGGAAGCGGAAAGGCUUUGUAACCUCCACACCGUCCAGACACGCGGCCUCCAGGAAGAGAUCGAGGGCACAAGGGCAAUGCUCGGCGGCUCGGAAUUUUAUACCCCGGUAACCAACGAGGAGCGCAUGGCCGUGGUGGCUGCCAUGUCACGGGAGUUCCGCGGAACAGGCCACUGGUAUUAUUGCGAAAAUGGACAUCCGUUCACAAUCGGAGAAUGUGGUGGUGCUAUGGAGCUGUCUCGGUGCCCUGAGUGCGGUGCUGCUGUGGGUGGUCAAGACCACCGAACAGCCACUGGUGUGACCCAUGCCCGUGAUUUGGAAACCGCAUUUCAGGACUUGCGUCUAUAG